UCCCCCAGGGGAAAGAGAGGACCCGUCUCUCCCUCCUCCUCCCCGAUCUGCGGCGACCUCUGCUUCUUCUUGCCCAGGUUCCAUCAAUGGGGCAGGAUUCCGGCAUGAAGCGCCAGUCGCAUUCCAGACUGAGACCAGUUCCUGAAAAUCCCUACACCGCUAGCCACAUUACUGGAGAAAAUGGCAGCCGGGACACAAGACACACUCAGCUGAAAUGCUCAGAUUCCAGCUUGGGGGAGCCUCGCUUGAGCCACCUCCCGAAUUUCCACUGCAGGAGUCUGCCGACAAGACGCAAUGCAGAGGAGGAGAUUGCUGUGGCCAAGCGCGGCUCCAUGUACCAGAGCUCCAGCGAGAUCAGCAGGAUAAGGAGGAUCCAGCAAGACAGGAGGAAGAUAGACUCGGCGCCACCUAGAGGGGACGAGUUCCUGUCCUUUGACAUCGUCGACUCGUCCUCUCAGCCGAGCACGAGCGGAGGAGCGUACCUGUUUUCGCACCAGAGUCGGCGGUCCGAGGCUGCCAAGCCUUCUGUGGAGACCCGUAGUGCUCGUCGAGUGUCCAAGGACUUUCUGGAUUUAUCGUUCCGUGAGCUCCCGGGUGAGGAUUUCAAGCUUGACAGGCCACGGAUGGACUGCACACUGUUGAGAAAUGAUGAUUGCGCUGAUGGUUUCUUGGAGAUAUCUCUCGAGGAAGAAGAGUCUACACAAGCCCCCUGCAGAAAUGCAGCUCCGCAUUUGCUAGAUGGAGAGUCUGGUAGACGUGCCGAAGCAGAUUGUCAGCAGAGGGCUGGUGUAUGUCCUGGCGAGAGUGACCAGGGUGACAGGGAGAGGGUUCGAGUAAGUGAUACCCCUAAGCCCGUGUCAACAAAGACAAGCGCUGCUGAUGGUACCAGUCCAUUGGUAUGUGUCCAACAUGCCACAGAGAACAGCGGUAAAGCUCGAUCAAGUCCUUUCAAGAAGAUGCUGAACCCUAUCAUGAAGUCCAAGUCUGUUAGAAGCCCAUCUGUUACUGAAAAGGAGUACUCCAACUCUACCGCUGUGCCGGCUAGCAGGAAAAUUGGUGCACCCCGCAAGUCGUUGCUGAGUGAUUUCUCGAGGACCGAACGGAACCAAUCAUCUUGUUGCCAGCCAAAUGGAGAAAGCCAGCAUACGGCGGCUGCUUUGUCACCUGCUCAUCUUCAAGCAGUUCUUAAGUUUGAUUCCAAGAAUAGUAUUCCCUUUUAUGAAUUUUGCGUCGAGGGCCCAGAAGAAUCCAUUUCUGCCAGGUCUUGGGAAAGUGGGAGUGAGCUGAACAGAAUCUACACUUUUCAUAGCGGUGGUAAACGAGGAAGCACAGCUGGAAGGUCCUCCAAAGAUGAACGCAGAUGUUCACCUCCAACUGUAGGUCAGAUGCAUGUUUCAUCCUAUCUAUGCUCUGAGGUUGCUAAAGAUGGCACUCUGAAUAAUUCUGUCAACACCGAGUUUGUUUUGUAUGAUAUUGCUCAUGCAAGACGAAGUUUUGCAGCUGAGGAGAAGACUCAAUGUACAGAGACCACUCAGCCAAAAACUUGCGGUGUCGUUGAUAAAUCGUUCUGUGGUGACUAUCCACAGCAGAUUAAUCUGAUUGACCACCAACACAAUGCAAGAAACAAUUCAGAGGUAUCAACAUCCCGCCCAUGGUCUGAAGAGGAUCUUUAUCCUCAUUUGGAGAUUGCAGCAACUGUCAUCCAGAUUCCAUUUAAUAAAAUCAAAUCCAAAGAACUUGAUAAUGGUUCAUCCACUGGUACUAUCAAAGUGGUGACACCGAGUGGGCUGCAUGGAUUAUCGAACGAUAAUGAUGCCAGCCCGUCACCCUUGCUAGACAGAUGGAGGUAUGGUGGGGGGUGCGAUUGUGGUGGAUGGGACAUGGCAUGUCCACUUGUUGUCCUCGAGAAUGCUUAUGAUGAUAACUGGGUGGAUUCCGCAACGAAGGAAAGCAAGCAUCCUAUGGAGCUCCUUGUUCAGGGUAGCAAAGAAGAGCUCCCUGCCCUUUCCAUGAAAGCCAACGGGAAAGGACAGCUACUGGUGGAUUUCCACGCGCGCCUAUCAGCACUACAGGCGUUCUCAGUCUGCAUCUCUCUGCUGCACUGUUCCGAGGCUUCGACGGCGGUCAUUAUCGAGAAGGGCAAGCACAAGCUCUACUCGAGCUCACUCAAGAUGCUCCUUGAGGGGGAGGUGAUGCACCUGAUUGAGGCUGUCACGGCAGAAGAGAAGAAGAAACAGAGGACGAAGAGAGAAAAGGCGCCUCCAUCUGUCGCGUUAGAUCCGCGGCACCCGCCCUUUUCUCCACUGGGAAGAGUAUAGACUGAACUAUGUGGUGCUCUUCUCAUCAUGUGUAAGUGUAACAUUAUCAGUCAUCAUCUGGCUUGAUGUCCAUAUUCUUUUGUGAUAGAAAAGGGUAAAUUUAUCUUGUUCAUAGAGAUGGAAGGGGGUUGCAUGCAGUAGUUUCUAGUCUUUAGGUUUUAGGGAACCAGCAUGGCCAUAUGUUAUUGGCUGAUGGAAAUGCAGAACAGAAGAGGCUGCUUUGUACAAGAGGGUGUCAGUUCCAUGUUCCAACAGAAAGAAUAUAA
This is a messenger RNA of Lolium rigidum, 2584 nucleotides long. RefSeq lists its product as uncharacterized. The transcript has 3 exons. Lineage: Eukaryota; Viridiplantae; Streptophyta; Magnoliopsida; Poales; Poaceae. Bases 87 to 2318 code for a protein of 743 amino acids. The record is from RefSeq and is a predicted model, not a curated record.